AUGACACAGCUGCAUCACGAAUAUGCUCUAUCAGCAGCUCUGCUUACUGAUAUCCGAGGAGCGUUGCUAGAUGGGCUUCUGAUCGAGAGUCCCAGGGACAGUUCAGAAAAACUUAGUGCACCGAACCAGAACCGGGUAAGACGAGACCAGCAGAAAUCGCAGCUUGGUCCGAAAUUGGCGGUGGUGAUCUGUGCGGCUAGGGCUAUGCUUCAAUUAGGCUUUAGAGAUACAGUCGUCUGCUCUCUCUUACUGGCAGGAGGCUUGGAGGACAGCCGGGGCCCUCCCAACAAUGUUGAACCUGCUUGGCAGUCUUUAAAUAUGCCAACGUCUACGAAACCUGUGGAGACAGCGAUGUUCAGGGAGAAUGCAAACAGGAUAGACUCGGCUGGUCUUCAUUUCGGCCUGCUGGCCAAUCUACUCGGACAAAUUGUUCUUGCGAACUUGACCACGUCCGAAGUUAAAACCGAGGAGAUGGAGGACAGCUUUGCGUUGAUCUUAUCAGAUCUACAGGCUCUGGAAGCUGGGUCGCCUAGCGAGUUUGGCACUGUCAUAGACACGUCUUGUGUACAGGCUAGAAUGAACAAAUUUGAUAAUCUUCUGGACGAUUGGAAUAAGAAUCAAUUAGACAAGUCAGGAUUGAUGGAGGAGCUAAAGGAAGAAUAUCACGAUGAGCAGGUGGAGGAGGGGGAAGGCGAGGAGAAGGAAGGCGAAGAACCUGAAGGAGGAAAGUAUAUUGACGAAGACUUGGGAGCUGCAAAGUUAAUCCAAGAGAGGCAAGCAAAAUAUCGGGACUUAUGGUCUUACCGAGUCUGCUUAGCCCUGGAAUGGAUCAGGCACUGGGACCAGCGAGCCAAGGCUUCAAAGGUAAUUUAG
Messenger RNA from Protopolystoma xenopodis, 873 nucleotides. The record is from the annotation of a GenBank genome assembly. NCBI's taxonomy places the organism in Eukaryota, Metazoa, Platyhelminthes, Monogenea, Polystomatidea, Polystomatidae.